ACAGCUCACAAUCUAUCAAAUUUCCACACUGCUUCUCACUCACUCCCACAAAAAUGGCGGCUUUCUUUUCCUUCUCCAGUUCACUUCUUCCCCCCUCAAAACCCUUCUUCUCUUCGUCUCCCUUGAAUUCCCAAUCAAUCCCCUUUAGGAAAACCCCCUUCUUGUCUCCAACCACCCCCCUCGCAGCCCUCACAUCGACGGCGGAGGCGCCGCCGGCCAUCGCGACCUUCUGGGAAUGGCUGAGCGAGCGAGGCGUGAUCUCCGGCAAGACCCCGGUGAGACCCGGCAUGGGCGCUGAAGGUCUGGGCCUGGUAGCGCGAAGGGAUAUCGGGCGAAACGAGGUCGUAUUGGAAGUGCCCAAGAAGCUCUGGAUCAAUCCGGAAUCCGUGGCGGGUUCCGAAAUUGGGGGAAUCUGCGGCGGGCUGAAGCCGUGGAUCUCCGUCGCUCUGUUCUUAAUUAGAGAGAAGUCGAAGAAGGAACGCUCGGAUUUGAAGGCUUACUUGGAUGUGCUCCCCGAGACCACCGAUUCCACUAUAUUUUGGUCAGAAAAGGAGCUUGUAGAACUUCAAGGAACUCAACUGCUGAGCACAACUACAGGAGUAAAGCAAUACUUGCAGAGGGAGUUUCAGAGAGUUGAAGAAGAGAUUUUAGAACCUAAUUCGCAGCUGUUUCCUUCCCCUGUGACACUGGAAGAUUUCACCUGGGCAUUUGGAAUCCUCAGAUCAAGAGCAUUCUCUAGGCUUCGCGGCGAAAAUCUUGUUCUCAUUCCUCUUGCAGACUUGGUGAAUCACAGCCCUGAUAUAACAACUGAAGAUUAUGCAUAUGAGAUUAAAGGCGGUGGUCUUUUCUCCCGAGAUCUCUUGUUUUCUUUGAGAUCCCCAGUCUCGGUCAAGGCUGGUGAGCAGGUUCUGAUUCAGUAUGAUCUAAACAAGAGUAAUGCAGAAUUAGCUUUAGACUAUGGAUUCAUAGAGUCAAAAGCCGACCGCAAUGUCUAUACCUUGACCCUUCAGAUCUCCGAAUCAGAUCAGUUCGCUGGAGACAAGCUCGACAUUGCUGAGACAAACGGCUUGGGUGAGACAGCAGAGUUCGACAUAAUCUUAGGCUAUCCUCUACCAGCUAAACUGCUUCCAUACUUGCGCCUUGUUGCGCUUGGAGGCACAGAUGCUUUCCUAUUGGAAUCUAUCUUCAGCAACACGAUCUGGGGCCAUCUUGAAUUGCCUGUAAGCCGUGCCAAUGAGGAGCUUGUAUGCCGGGUGGUUCGAGAUGCCUGCAAAACUGCUCUUUCUGGGUAUCAGACAACCAUUGAAGAGGAUGAGAAGUUGAUGGAAGGGGAAGGUUUGAGUGCAAGGCUUGGUAUUGCAGUGGGAGUAAGAGCGGGAGAGAAGAAGGUUUUGCAGCAAAUUGACGAGUUUUUCAAGCAACGAGAGGAAGAGCUGGACGAGAUUGAAUACUACCAAGAAAGAAGGCUCAAGGAUCUUGGUCUGGUUGGAGAACAAGGUGACAUCAUCUUCUGGGAGUAGUUCCAUAUAUAAGAGAAACAGCAGAUCAAUUUGAGAAUCCACAAUAUAGAGGCAUUUAAGGGCAUUAUUUGUCAGAAGAGCCUCUGAUUAAUCAGAGAAAGCAUUAACAUGUGACAGCCAAAGUCAAUGUAUGUAUUGCUGGAGGAAAUGUUCUUUCUUUGAUGUGGGCAGUGUGACUACUACAAGAGGCUUACAGCCAAAUGUUCUUGAGCUGGAAAAUGAGAAUGCUACACUUGCAACUUCGAAACCGUGAGAUUAUCUAACACUCAGUGAUCUUCACCAGGAAGAAAAGGGGGGAAAACAAAAGGAAUAGAUAACUAUCGACAAAGGUGAAAAAGAAACUAAAUGGGGAUCACCUUUUUCUUGCUGUUUCUUACAAAGGGCCUGAACUUGUGUGUAUAACCUUCUGAGUCUCAUUGCGGUCAUUAAAGCCACCAACCGCCUGUGCAUAACAUUGAGGGGGGCACCUCACUUCCUUUGUGAGCUUCCCUCCUAGCUAUGUGUCAUGAGCUACAACACUUAUGCCAUGCCAUCAACAUCAAGGGACGGAACUGGAGUUGGAUUUACCACUGCCAAGUAGGUCAUCACAAUUUGUUGUUCCCUCACAAAGACACUCUACAGGGUUUGAGUAGAAGUAAUCCUCCUCCUUUGGCUUGUCUGGGAUGACCCUGCGGCGAAUUGGCUGCCCCAUUCUUUUCUCGUGUGCUUCCCUGACAGCGACUGUAAAUUCAUUCCAUGGAAGUGUACCAUUCUGGUGCAAAUUCAGUAGCUGUACGAGUUUUCUCCGGUCAAGCAGAAUUGUCUUUCUGAAUCCAAGAUACCUACACCAAGCUCUCUAGUCAGAAACCAUGUAUGGGGUCUGUUUGUUUUAGCCAAAAAAUAACAACAUAGAAAAUAGUCGACUUAAGAGCUACAGCAAACUUUACACUCUAAUCUAACUUUUAACCAUAAAUCUCAAAACUCUUU
Molecule: messenger RNA, 2486 nt
Organism: Linum trigynum
Lineage: Eukaryota; Viridiplantae; Streptophyta; Magnoliopsida; Malpighiales; Linaceae
Source: the annotation of a GenBank genome assembly